Messenger RNA from Salvia hispanica, 888 nucleotides. The record is from RefSeq and is a predicted model, not a curated record. Lineage: Eukaryota; Viridiplantae; Streptophyta; Magnoliopsida; Lamiales; Lamiaceae.
CAAUUGCACAGCUUCCAACCUUCUUCAAAACGUUCUCCGAGGACAAUAGCAUGGAAGAGUUACGGAUUCCUCCUGAAUUUGUGGCGAACCAUGGAGCAGAACUCCCAUUCGACUGUCGACUGGUGAUGCCUAAGGGCCGGCAGUGGAGAGUGCGCCUACUUCGGAUCGCAAGUGGGUGCCACUUCCACGCCGGAUGGGCGGAUUUUCGCAUCGUUAACAACAUUGUGCACAACGACUUUCUGACCUUCACAAUGGUGGACGUGGGUGUGUUCCAUGUGAAAAGGUACAAGCCGAAUACCGGUUGCCCCCCUCUGAGUGAUUUACAAACGGUUGCUGAAGAUGACUCUGAUCAUAGCGUCGAGCCCGAUGGUGAUACAGAGGAUGACUACGAACCAUCCGAAUAGGAGAUCGAAACAUCGGACGACGAUGACUAUGCUUAUGACCGAGGUGUGGUAGAUGUCGACGGUUGUCCGACAUUCGUUGUGAUGCUGACGACGGCUAACAUCCGAAGCACGCUGGAGAUUCCAUUUCCUUUUUGGCGCCGCUACAUUCGUAUGAAUGCCCUUCAAGAUCCUGUAUAUUUCAAUGUGGAUGGAGAUUCUUGGUUAGUGAAUAUGGCUCAUAGCCAAACCAAAAUUUGGGUGAGCCGUGGAUGGCGUCGUUUCAAACAACACUACAAUUUGGUGGCGGGUACUCGCUGCCACUUUAAGCUCAUCGACACUAAUGAAGUCCAGUUUUAUGUAUGGUUCGAUCGCCCAUAAGAGCCCAGCUGGCAGCCGUCUGCAUGAUGACAUAUCUAGUUUGAAAUUAUGCUUUGUUGUUAUGUUCCUUGUAGUUUGUGUGUUAUGUAGGGUCUCUGGAUGCAUUCACCAAAUUUUCAAUUGUAUU